AAUAUUAACUUCCUGUUAUGUUGUCGGUCAGAGUACAAAAUGGGAUGUGACUGAAAAUUACACUAACAUAGUGUUGUUUACAUAACAAUUAAUGCUGUUUUGUGAUUAAUUUCAAUUUUUAUAAGCAAACUUUUAUAAUGGCAGCAGAAAUUCUAAAUAGCCGACAGAUCAAAGCUCUGAAAGAGCACAAAUACAGUGCUGAGGGCUCAUCCAUCUGCGAACCUUUUAUGCAAGUUUAUUGGAGGUGGUUGGUUGAACAAAUACCCAAAACCUGGGCACCAAAUACUAUAACUCUAGUAGGGUUAAUUAUAAAUGUAGUGUCAACACUUAUUCUCAUCUUUUACAACUAUGAUGGAACAAAAGAGGCUCCAGGCUGGGUAUAUCUAGGCUGUGCCAUUGGAUUAUUUGUUUAUCAGUCUUUAGAUGCUAUAGAUGGGAAACAAGCUAGGAGGACUAAGUCUAACAGUCCACUUGGAGAGCUCUUUGAUCAUGGCUGUGAUUCACUAUCUACAGUUUUUGUGAUGCUGGGGUGUUGUAUAUCAUUGAAGCUAGGAAAGGAUCCAAUGGUACUACUUUUUGAAAUGUGUAUGUCAGAGUUCUGUUUUUAUAUGGCACAUUGGCAAACAUAUGUUACAGGGAUUUUAAAGUUUGGAAUGGUUGACGUGACCGAGGGACAAUUCACAGUUAUUUUUAUAUAUACUUUAUGUGCAAUAUCACCAGGAUUUUUUGAUAAUACUUUACCAGUGUUUGGUAUACCAUUGCGUAUGAUAGCUGUACUUGGUAGUUUGGGACCAUCAUUAUUCUUCAUGUUUAAAACUAGUAAUCUUAUCUUAAAAGGAGGCGUUGGGAAAAAUAAAUCCACAGUUGCAGGUUCCAGCACUAUAUUUCCCAUAGUUCCUAUAGGGUUAGUGAUGGCUUUACAAGUGAUAAUAGCAACUAAAACAUCUAUAUAUACUGACCAGCCAUGUUUAUAUCUAGUCAGUUUUGGAUUUGUUUCAUCCAAAAUAACAAACAGUUUAGUGGUAGCCCACAUGACAAAAAGUGAAAUGCCAUUAUUAGACUGGAGUUUACUCGGCCCUAUGAUGUUGUUUAUGAACCAGUACUUUAAUUCAAAGUUUCCAGAAUAUUUCCUGCUUUGGAUAGUGUGUAUAUACAGUGUACAGAACUGGAUAAUGUACAGUUUGAGGGUGUGUCAGGAAAUCUGUGAUCAUCUCAAUAUCUACUGCUUCGAUAUAGUGAGUGCGCCAAAGACUGAGCGGAAAAAUUCAGACAGCCGAAAAAUACGAUAAACUGGUCACAAUAGAAACAAUGCAACAUUUUUCAGCAAAACUUUAUUUGUUAACAAUGACGUUGUAAAACUGUGUGAUAAAGAAUAGAGUGGGUUUUAUUUUCUGCGAUCUCACUCCCUAUGUUUUUGGCCUGGUAUUUUAUAAUUCCAUCGUUUAUUAAUUGCCCUCUGUACCACCAUUGUUACCUAACGUUUAGUGAAUGUCUUACUACAACCAUUAUGAGUUUUUUUUUGUUGUUUUUUUUGGCGCUAUGUACUUUCAGUGUUAACUACGGUCCAGUACAUUUUAUACCUCCAGUGUUUUAAUUUAUUUUUGUCCAUUUGAGUUUUGACAAAGGACUGUUUUAGAAUGUUAAUUAUACAUAUUAUUGUCAGAAAUAAAACUAUGGGAAUAUAUCUUAAAUUUCAAUCCAAGUUAUCAUAGUUUGUGAUGAAUCCACAGGCAAUAAGUAUUAAUCUUUGCUACAAAACAUACAGACAAGACUGGCGAGUAGGGAUUGUUAACAGCUGAACAAAUGAAAUUUGAUUUUGACAUCAGUGACAUUGGUAAAUUACAGAUGAGUUGACAGGUGUAUCAGUAAUCUUAAAUAAUCAUUACACUUUAAUUCAUUAUUUUUCAUUGUUAAGUUGAACUGCUUCUUGAUGAAUAAGGCUUUAAGUGAGAGAGCAUUUAAUUUGAAUCUUAUUGUGCAUCUACAAUAUUACCUGUAGGAUAUCCAGAGUUAUUUGCCCUUGUGUGACACUCAGUGACAGUUCUAUUUAUAAGAUAUACAGAGUUGUUUGCCCUUCUGAGAGACUAAGUAACAGUUCUAUUUAUAGGAUAUACAGAGUUGUUUGCCCUUGUUUGACAAUCUAAGUUACAGUUCUAUUUAUAGGAUAUCCAGAGUUAUUUGCCCUUGUGUGAAACUCAAACUAACAGUUCUAUCACAUGACCUUAUAGCAUCUUUUUGUCAUGUAUAUCACUUCAAAUAAUCACAUCUUUCAGACUUUUAGGGAUGAGAUGAAAAUUGAGUUAAUUAUAACACAUUAUGUCAAACUUGUGAGAAAUCCUGUGGAACAAGGAGGGUAGGCUUUGUGUAAUUUAAACCACUUGAUGUUAAGGUCAGAAACAUAAUAAUACUCAGUCGAUCAAGAAAUCAGUGUUACCCUAUGAUGUUUAAUUAAAUUCUUGUGAUGACAUCAACAGAUCUGCAGGUGCUCUCUAUCUACACAUAAUGCUCUUCCUUAUAAAAUAAACUAGCUAUAUAUAUGUAAGUAAUUAAUUAAUGUUGGAACACAGCAUUCCUUAAUUCCUAGCUACGUGUGUAAGAUAUUAAUUAGUGCUGGGACACAACUGGCUUCUUGCACAUGAUGUGAAUUAAUUAAACUUGUGUGAUAUAAAUAGAUACUGGUAAAUGAGCAGAAUUUAGAGAGAAAUCAAUUCUUCCAGGUACUAGACUAGAAUUAUGAAUGAAUUUUACAUCAACUUUGUGUGACAGAAUAUCAUUGAAAUUGUAAAUAAAUUGUAAAAAAAUGGCAUCUUUCAUAAAGUAGAGCCUAGAUUUUUGUUUAUAUGCCCAGACUCCCAUUUUGUGCUAAAUUUUAUAUUAUAUAUCAUUCAUAUGUAUGUAAGUUUUAAUUUAUUAAUUUGUAUGUUUUUGAGUUUUCCAACAUUAUGUUAUUCAAUCAUAUACAUUAAGUGUUUUUCCUUCACAUACAGUUCACAUUACAGUAUACUUAACUACUGGGCUGCUUUUCAUAGAAGUUUCUAAGUGUAAGUCCUAGCACAUAAAACGAACUUUAGGACUUAAGACUGUUCAGUAAUCAUUUUAAUCUUCAGUCUAAUACUGUGGAAUGUAAAUAAAUUCAUUUUCAUGAGAAAAGUUAAGAAAUACAAUGACAUACCCUUUUAUGGCAUUGUGUAAAUUCCCAAAUUGAGUGAUAACAUAGGAGUCAUAAGUUAGGACAUUUUUUCUUUGAAACACAAAAUUCUCUCAAUUUUGGUGUUAAGACUGAUUUCAGACUUUGGGCCUUCCAUGAAACGCAGCUCUGGCUAAAAAUUGCAUAAAAUCCAUUUUCAAGAAUGCACCUGUUAUUAUUACUGUAUGUUUUGUAUACUGAUAAAAAUAAAGUCAUUUAACUUACCAUUAACAUUGAGUAAUAAAACUGUUAUAUUUUGAUCGCCUUUUGUCACUAUCUUAUCAUCAUUAGCUGUUAAAAUUUAGUCUGCUGAUACGGAACAUUAGUCAAGUUUCUAUAAAAAAUCAUUCACACAUAUGAAAUACUUAGAAGAGUGAUUUUAAAUUGAUAAAUACAGUUUGUAAACAAACUUAUUUUCAACAUGUUUUAAUUUUAAUGAUGUUGAAUGGGAUUUUCCACACAUUUUAUCAUAGAACAUAAAAUUUCCUGCUUGUUGUAAUCUUUUUUCUUUUUGUAAUGUUAAACUUCAAGAUAUUUUGAAUUAUGGCCAGUUUUUAAGGUUCUUUUAUGAAUAAUAAGGCAUUUUGUAGAUACAUGUACCUAUA
Ruditapes philippinarum (Manila clam) is the source of this 3792-nucleotide messenger RNA. RefSeq names its product choline/ethanolaminephosphotransferase 1-like. Gene Ontology annotation, molecular function: diacylglycerol cholinephosphotransferase activity; ethanolaminephosphotransferase activity. The transcript has 8 exons. Gene Ontology annotation, cellular component: endoplasmic reticulum membrane; Golgi apparatus. Gene Ontology annotation, biological process: phosphatidylethanolamine biosynthetic process. Lineage: Eukaryota; Metazoa; Mollusca; Bivalvia; Venerida; Veneridae. The coding region runs from base 138 to 1289 and encodes 383 amino acids. The record is from RefSeq and is a predicted model, not a curated record.